Molecule: messenger RNA, 2012 nt
Organism: Eurytemora carolleeae
Lineage: Eukaryota; Metazoa; Arthropoda; Copepoda; Calanoida; Temoridae
Exons: 18
Coding region: 102-1871 (589 amino acids)
Source: RefSeq, a predicted model, not a curated record
CCAUAUGCCUUGAACUGCUUGCCAUGUGCCUGAAAUCCUGAAACUGGGUUGCAUACAUACACAUACAUUUUACUUUAUAUCUACUCUAGACAUCACAGGAGAUGUUGUUGUACAGUAUACUAUUAUUAUGUACUGCUGGAUACACUCAAGCUAGCUGUUUUGGAAAGGAUGCCGGCUUUAGUCCUGCCAAUGGCAAGCCUAGUAUCAGUCAACCCUCCCGGAGUGAUCCUGCAAAAGUGCUGGUUGAGUGGUCAAAAAUAGUGAAAAAUCCAGACUGCGUAGAUACAUACUCUCUUCUAGUAUGGGCUGAUGGUACUCCACCCACAGGAGCUACUAGGUAUUCGUUGGAUAAAAAUACCAAAUCUAAGAUAGUAGAUGUGCAGCCCUGUGUAGGAUAUAGGUUUGCUGUGGAGACAAAUGAAAAAAAUACUUUAGGAACUAAGACCGAGAAGAGCGGAGAUGAACUGUUCAGGACUGCUGGAGCUCCACAAACAAUAUCUCCUGAUGCAUCCAAAUUUCAUGUGACCUACCACUGGGACCCUGUCAAGAAAGUUGUUGAUUUAAGACAAGCAACCAUAUCUAUCCCUCGUGAUCUUCUCCCUGGAGCUAGUUGUCUAGAUUAUAUUCAGGUUACUGGAAGCCAAGUAAGAUCUACUGCACGCUCUGGAUCCUCCAACCCUACCAAGUCUCGUUCAUUUUCCUGGGGCCAUCUUGGAGAGAGCACAUUUAAUCCCAAUAUACAAGUUGGAGGAGCUUCAACUCUUCCUGCCUCUACCGGGGGUAUUUCAUACAGUGGAGCUGUUAAGGGAGCAACUCCUCCUCGAGGACCCUUGGCACAAACUUAUUCAACCUCCUCCAGUGGAUCUUCAAGUCCAUACAAUAGUCCUCCAGGAUCCCCCACAGGAGGCAGAGCAGGAUCAGCAAUAACCUUUCCAUCACCAACCUACUCAAAUACUUUACCAAGAGCUACUGGGGGAGCAACAACUCAAGUUGGCCCCAUCAGAGUUCAGCCACCAUUCCUUAACCCAAUUGUUGAAAUCAACAUUGCCGUCCAAGAUUGCUCUGAAUAUGACUUUGAGAUAAAAUUCUUUGCACCUGGCAGUAAGGAGGUUGGCAAGGUGUCCCAUGUGAAGUUACCACCUCUAGCAGAUGUUCCUGGUUAUAUUCCUCCUCCAAUCACCUCGGUUAUGUCCAUCACCUAUGGGUCCAAUGGGAAGCCUGUGUAUGGAGUCAAGACAAGCAGUGGAGUUACAGCAGCUUGCCUGCCUUCCUACUUUGAGGCAUAUGACUCCUACACACAUAGAUUGGAGAAUGAGGUUAACUUCCAGCUUCAUGAAGGGAAAAGAGUUACAAGCCUUGUUUCCAACAGCCAGAACCAGCUCUCAAAGUCCCAAGAAGAACUUCUGCGUAAGACGGGAUGUGUGUGCACCUCCUCAAUCCUGCAAUUCUCAACAACUGAUAACGACCUUUUAAAGAAAUAUAGGGAACAGUUUGGAAUUUAUGAAUUCCAGGGCAUGCACAAUGAACGUCCAUUUUACAAGCUGACUUCAAAUGACAUCAAUGCUCCAGCUCCUGUACCAAAUAUUCCUACUGGCACAACAACCUCCCGACCUAGUAUCACCACCACAACUGUCAGCUCACCUACAACCCUUGCGACAAUGUUUUUGUUCUGGGAUGCUAAGGAAAAGCAGUGGAUGUUUACACCAACUCUUGGAAAGGACAGUAAGAUAGAGUUUGGCUCUGUCACCAACAGUCUGGCCAAGUGCCCUGGUGACCCUCCAGCAGCUUCCAACUGGCAGUACAAGUCUAGCGUACUUGGAAGAUGGAAGAAAUCAGCUGACCUGAAGGUUGCAUGCCAAGUCAAGAUUUAAGAAAAACAGAUCUCAAAACAAAUGAAAUCUGGAUGGAUCUUUAACAAUAUUUUUGAUUUAUAAAAGGUUUUUAACUAAAACUCUCCGAUUUACUUCAACGAAAUUGUAAUUUUAUAUUAUGUAAUAAACUAGAUAAAUAAA